Molecule: messenger RNA, 3387 nt
Organism: Rhagoletis zephyria (snowberry fruit fly)
Lineage: Eukaryota; Metazoa; Arthropoda; Insecta; Diptera; Tephritidae
Product: tetratricopeptide repeat protein 14 homolog
Molecular function (GO): protein binding
Source: RefSeq, a predicted model, not a curated record
CGAUGACGCCAAAACGAUUUUUUCAUUCACAGUAGCAACCUAUCGUGAAGCAUCGCUCAAAAUGUAUCUGACAUUUUUCUUUCACGGCAAAGCUAGUGAAAAAUUUAUUCCUGCUCAUUUUUCGGUGAUAAAAGCUUUUAAAUAUUUUAAUUUAAUAAAUAUUUUGUUGACUAUGCACCAGUUAUGAAGUUAAUUAAAGAAUUUACGUAUUAGUGCAUACGGGGGCGAAAUUAACCUAAAUACGUUUUCCCCCUUUAACGACGUGAAUACGCGUCCGGUUUUUUUUACCACAAAAGAGUUUUUUAAAGUGAAAUAUUGAACGUUAAAUAGCAAAAAAAAAAGUAGUGCCAACAAAAUGAAUUCGAAUUAUAUAACGCGUGCUUUGUGUUUCCAUGGCCAGCCCAUGCAAAAGAUUUGGGAAGAUGAGCGCGGCGCUGGAAGCCUGCAGCAGUGCGGUGUACCCGCCCAGCCCGACUACUCAAUCUACCAAGAGCGUCAGAAGUAUUUUACAUUUCAAGACCGCGCUAAGCGUCUUAAAUUGCAUCAAUUUUUUGCGCGCAAGGCGCCCGAUUUAUAUGACGCGGACUUGAGCAGCAACAAAUUGCAACUUGAUAAAGUAAUUGAAAAUGAGCAGCAUAUAGCUUCGCUACCACCUUAUGAACUUUUCGUUAACAAGAAUAAGGACAAACAAAAGCGAUGUCGGUGCGUGCUAGAAGCAUUAAAACCUGGCGAUAUUAUAUAUUGCAUGGUAACAAAACCUACUGCAAAUAUGGUACAUCCGCUAUGCAUGGGAGAGCCGAUGGUACGCUACCUGAGCGAUAUACCCAUAAAGGCUUACUUAAUGAAAGCUGGAUUGGAUAGUAACGGCAAACCGCGCCUUUUCAGCAAAAACGAUCUAGUGCGAUGUGAAGUAUUAGAAACAUCUGUAGAUGCUGAACGCAUUUACUUGAGUUUGGAAAGUGUACAUGAAAAAAAUAAAGAUGUUACGCUGGGAGUCGUGACACAAGCCGAUUUGCCAAAAUACUACAGACAAAUCAAUGAGAAUAAGUUGGAGAAAUACGAGGAGUAUAUGCUUAAGUCAAAGGAAUUUUUAAAUCCAAACUAUGAUAUGCUCUAUGAAAUCGUCGGCUUAGACGUAAACGAGACAUACACUUAUAUGAGUUCGUUAAAAAAUCCCUUUCCGCGGAAUGAGUACGCCAAGGAACUGCGUCGCACUCAGGCGAGCAAAUGGGCUUUUCGCUCGGUUGCGGAAGGCAUUGAACAUUUUAAGAAUGGAAACCACGUGGAGGCGUUUCAGUGUCUCAACAAAGCACUCUCCAUCGAUCCACGGAAUGUAGAAGGUUUAGUGGCGCGCGGAGCACUCUACGCCAAUAAGGGCUCCUUUCUCAAGGCUGUGGAUGAUUUUGAAAAGGCACUUAAACUAAACUCCUAUCAUGUAAACGCACGUAAAUAUAUGGGAGAGACAUUGGUGGCACUUGGUCGUCGUUAUGAGGACGAGAACCGCAUAAAGGAUGCAACAAAAGCUUAUCAGGAUUGCUUAAAUAUUAUACCGAACCAUGAGCAAGCGCGCUUGUCGCUUGAAGCUAUUCAGCAGCGUACCAGUGUUCCAUAUUUUGAGAAUGUGGUAACUGUGCCAGGCGAGCAAGAAGAACUAGAUUUGGAAAGGGAAACGGAAAAAAUCUCUGUGCAUGAUUCAUCGAGUGGUGAAGGUUCAACAUCUAGUGGCAGCGGCUCCGAAACUGAGCCCUCGGAUAACGAAGAGAAUGGCAAGGAAAGUUCACUUUCACCGCUUAGCAAGCGUAUGGCUUUACAUGUCGCCAGCCUACAAAAGGAGGAAGAAUCUAAGAAACAACUCAACCAGCCAUUUUAUAUGAGUGCAUAUAAUGUGCCACCUGAACCCGUGGUGGCUCCAAGGGAUAUUAAUGAAUUUCGGCUGGAUGAUGACGACACUGGUUCACGUGUGCGCAAGCUAUUGCAAGAAGCUUCCAAACAUAAGAAGGAAAAAAAGAAAACAAAAAAGAAAAAGAGCAAGAAAUCCAAAAAAGUUAGUCGCAAAGAAAAAAACGCUGCGUCAUUAUUAAGCAAAAUCAAUUUCCAAGAUGCCUACAAAGCGAUCAGCAGCAUGAACAUCGAGAAUAAGCUCACUGAAAAUUUGCAAAAGUAUGAAAAGACCAUCGCUCAGAUUAAAAAACGUCAAAGUGAGUUGGUGGAAUCCAUUGAAGCUGGGAUGGCAGGGCGCGAACGCUCAGAGACGCCACCACCUCGCGCACCCUCAAUGCGUUUGCCCAACCAGCCUACAUCUAGUUAUGGCGCAUCAUCAUCGUCCAUAUAUUCUAGCUAUCCGAGUACAUCGGCCGCGGCAGCCGCUGCAGCAUCAAAACAUGAGCCUGCAAAAUUAUCGUUUCAAAUUAAGCGGCCUGUUACCGUGGACAAAAUCGGUUUCUUACGCAUAGCAACACCUUUGGCACAAAAAAGCCCUUCAUCGCGCUCUCGUUCGCGUACACCAUCACGAGAGCGUCGUCGACGUAGCCGCAGUCGCAGCCGAUAUCGUUCACUUUCGCGUGGCCGACGGGGUAGCCGUCGCCGUUCUCGUUCACGUUCUAUUGAACGUGGGGGGCGCAGACGCGGUUCACGUGGCAGACGUUCUUCGCGUUCCAGAUCACCAUAUCGCCGCUCACGUUCUCGUCCAUCGCGCCGUACGCGCUCACGUUCACGCUCGCCACUAGGACGUAGUCGUCGUGAUUCUCUAUCACCACGUGGUAGGAGACGUGAACUCGGUCGAGGUAGUGCAAGAGGAUCGCGGCCUUCACCACCACGCCGAAAACGGUCCAUUUCACCUAUUGAUGCAAAGAUAGGCAGAGGAGGAAAGCCGAAACGCGGUGGAAGAGGGGCAGCUCGUGGUGCUUUUGGAAAUCGUGUAUGGCGUAGAGAGGAUGCAAAAGAUGGACAAGAUUCGAAUGGGCGCUGGCUACACGACAGAUACGAGGAGAUAAAUGCCCCAAACAAAGUAGAUGACGGGCCAUCAAUUGAGGAAAUCGAUGAGAUCAUCAAUAGGGCUCAAAAGGAACGUAAACAGGAAAUAAUACAGCGCGAUAAAGACAUACUAAAGAAGCCAAUUGGGGGCCGGUUUUAAACUCAAUAUAUGGAAUAUUUACUUAGUUGCAUAAGCCUUACAUUUAAAAUGAUAGAUGCAUAUAUAAUGACAUACUGUAUACUGUAGUUAUUAUGAACCAGUUCUUUAGUUACGAUCCUGUACGUACAUUGUUUUUUUUUUUGCUCAUAUCUUGAUACGAAAAGUAUUGUGCGUAAAGAAAUUAAUAAAGUUUGCAUACAUACUACAUUGGACUGAAUAACCGAUAAAUUGGAGAAUUCUCAUUACUUUUUAUU